Messenger RNA from Chrysochloris asiatica (Cape golden mole), 4651 nucleotides. It is a transcript of the gene SLC12A1, whose product is annotated as solute carrier family 12 (sodium/potassium/chloride transporter), member 1. The transcript is spliced from 27 exons. The coding region runs from base 200 to 3502 and encodes 1100 amino acids. Gene Ontology annotation, molecular function: sodium:potassium:chloride symporter activity. Gene Ontology annotation, cellular component: membrane. The record is from RefSeq and is a predicted model, not a curated record. NCBI's taxonomy places the organism in Eukaryota, Metazoa, Chordata, Mammalia, Afrosoricida, Chrysochloridae. Gene Ontology annotation, biological process: sodium ion homeostasis; potassium ion homeostasis; chloride ion homeostasis.
UACACUUCCUCAGAAGAAGGCUUCUGGGUGCCUUGAAGAACAUUCUGAAGAUUGUUUAGAAGAGAAUACAUCAAGGAUCUCCUUAUUGGGUUUUUCUAGAACAAAAGACAGGAGCUCCCUAAUGUAACCACAUAAGUGUUUAUUUACAGGAAACAUAUAGAUUUUCUUUGUUUAAAAAAAAAAAAAUCCAUUUUGCAAGAUGUCACUUACCAAUUCUUCCAGUGUGUUUCUGGACCCAGUCCCCAGUAAUACCACGCGCUUUCAGGUUAAUGUCAUAAAUGAAGGCUAUGACAACUGUGCUGCUGCAGAUAAUAGCACUGACCCUCCACAUUAUGAAGAAACCUCUUUUGGGAAUGAAGCCCAGAACAAACUCAGAAUCAGUUUUAGGCCUGGGAAUCAAGAGUGCUAUGACAAUUUCCUCCAAAACGGAGAAACUACUAGAACAGAUGCCAGUUUUCAUGUCUAUGACUCUCACACAAACACAUACUACCUACAAACCUUUGGCCACAACACUAUGGAUGCUGUGCCCAAGAUCGAGUACUAUCGCAACACCGGCAGCAUCAGCGGGCCCAAGUUCAAUCGACCCAGCCUGCUUGAGAUACAUGAGCAACUUGCAAAGAAUGUGGCCGUGGCUCCUGGGUCAGCUGACAGGGUUGCUAAUGGAGAAGGGAUGCCUGGAGAAGAGCAAACUGAAAACAAGGAAGACGAUGAUAAGGGCGGUGCUGUGAAGUUUGGAUGGGUGAAAGGUGUGCUGGUAAGAUGCAUGCUAAAUAUCUGGGGUGUCAUGCUGUUCAUCCGCCUCUCUUGGAUUGUUGGAGAAGCUGGAAUCGGUCUCGGAGUCAUCAUCAUUGGCCUGAGUGUGGUAGUGACAACACUAACAGGUAUUUCUAUGUCUGCUAUUUGCACAAAUGGAGUAGUAAGAGGAGGUGGGGCCUACUAUCUUAUUUCCAGAAGCUUAGGGCCUGAGUUUGGUGGGUCUAUCGGUUUGAUCUUUGCUUUUGCCAAUGCAGUGGCUGUUGCUAUGUACGUGGUAGGAUUUGCUGAGACAGUGGUGGAUCUUCUUAAGGAGAGUGAUUCAUUGAUGGUGGAUCCUACCAAUGACAUCCGGAUAAUAGGCUCCAUCACAGUCGUGGUUCUUUUAGGAAUUUCAGUAGCUGGAAUGGAAUGGGAAGCAAAGGCUCAAGUGAUUCUUCUAAUCAUUCUUCUUAUUGCUAUUGUAAAUUUCUUCAUUGGAACUGUAAUUCCAUCCAACCAUGAGAAGAAAUCGAGGGGCUUCUUUAAUUACCAAGCAUCAAUAUUUGCAGAAAACUUUGGACCAAGUUUCACAAAGGGAGAGGGCUUCUUCUCUGUCUUUGCCAUUUUUUUCCCAGCAGCCACUGGGAUCUUAGCUGGUGCCAACAUCUCAGGAGACUUGGAGGAUCCCCAAGAUGCCAUUCCCAGAGGGACCAUGCUGGCUAUUUUCAUCACCACCGUUGCCUACAUAGGAGUGGCCAUUUGUGUAGGAGCCUGUGUGGUCCGAGAUGCCACUGGGAAUCUGAAUGACACCAUCAUUGCUGGAAUGAACUGCAAUGGGUCGGCAGCCUGUGGGCUGGGCUAUGAUUUUUCGAGAUGUCGACGUGAACCGUGUCAGUAUGGGCUGAUGAACAAUUUUCAGGUCAUGAGCAUGGUGUCUGGGUUUGGCCCCCUCAUCACUGCUGGGAUCUUUUCUGCAACGCUCUCCUCCGCCCUGGCUUCUCUUGUCAGUGCACCAAAAGUGUUCCAGGCUCUGUGCAAGGACAACAUCUAUAAAGCCCUGCAGUUCUUUGCAAAGGGAUAUGGGAAAAACAACGAACCCCUGAGAGGAUAUCUUCUCACCUUUGUUAUUGCCAUGGCGUUCAUUCUUAUUGCGGAACUCAACACCAUCGCCCCCAUCAUCUCCAACUUUUUCCUGGCUUCAUAUGCACUUAUUAAUUUCUCCUGCUUCCAUGCCUCUUAUGCCAAAUCUCCAGGAUGGAGACCUGCAUAUGGCAUUUACAACAUGUGGGUAUCGCUGUUUGGAGCUGUUUUGUGCUGUGCGGUCAUGUUUGUCAUCAACUGGUGGGCUGCUGUCAUCACCUAUGUCAUUGAGUUCUUUCUUUAUAUCUAUGUGACUUACAAGAAACCAGACGUGAACUGGGGCUCCUCUACGCAGGCUCUUUCCUAUGUGAGUGCUUUAGACAAUGCUCUGGAACUAACCACUGUGGAAGAUCAUGUGAAAAAUUUCAGGCCCCAGUGCAUUGUCUUAACAGGGGGACCCAUGAUAAGACCUGCUCUCUUGGACAUAACACAUGCCUUUACCAAGAACAGUGGCCUUUGCAUCUGCUGUGAAGUCUUUGUGGGACCGCGCAAGCUGUGUGUUAAGGAGAUGAAUAGUGGCAUGGCGAAAAAGCAGGCCUGGCUUAUAAAGAACAAAAUCAAGGCCUUUUAUGCUGCCGUAGCAGCAGACUGUUUCAGAGAUGGUGUCCGAAGUCUCCUUCAGGCCUCUGGCUUGGGAAGAAUGAAACCAAACACUCUGGUUAUUGGAUAUAAAAAAAACUGGAGGAAGGCUUCCCUGGCAGAGAUUGAGAACUACGUGGGAAUCAUACAUGAUGCGUUUGAUUUUGAGAUUGGCGUGGUCAUAGUCAGAAUCAGCCAAGGGUUUGACAUCUCUCAGGUUCUUCAGGUGCAAGAUGAAUUAGAGAAGUUAGAACAUGAGAGACAGGCAUUGGAAGCCACAAUCAAGGACAGUGAAUGUGAAGAAGGAAGUGGAGGCAUCCGGGCCUUGUUUACAAAAGCUGGCAAGCUGAGCAUUACUAAGCCAACUCCUAAAAAAGACAGCAGCAUUAACACCAUCCAGUCGAUGCAUGUCGGGGAGUUCAACCAGAAACUGGUGGAAGCCAGUUCCCAAUUUAAAAAGAAGCAAGGAAAAGGCACAAUAGAUGUUUGGUGGCUAUUUGAUGAUGGAGGGUUGACACUCCUUAUCCCCUAUAUUUUGACGGUCAGAAAAAAAUGGAAAGACUGUAAAUUAAGAAUCUACGUUGGAGGGAAGAUCAACCGCAUCGAAGAAGAAAAAAUUGCAAUGGCUUCUCUUCUGAGCAAAUUUAGGAUAAAAUUUGCAGAAAUUCAUAUCAUUGGUGACAUCAACAUUAAACCAAACAAAGAAAGCUGGAAAGUCUUUGAAGAGAUGAUUGAACCAUAUCGGCUCCAUGAAAGCUGCAAGGAUUUAGCAACUGCUGAGAAAUUAAAAAGAGAAACUCCAUGGAAAAUUACAGAUGCAAUGUUGGAUACAGUCAAGGAAAAGAGUUACCGCCAAGUUCGACUGAAUGAACUCUUACAGGAGCACUCUAGAGCUGCUAACCUCAUUGUCCUGAGCCUUCCAGUGGCAAGAAAAGGAUCUAUUUCGGAUUUUUUGUACAUGGCUUGGUUGGAAAUCCUCACGAAGAACCUUCCUCCUGUCUUACUAGUCAGAGGAAAUCACAAAAACGUCCUGACAUUUUACUCUUAACGAUGAAAGGUUAACACACAUUUGAACUUUGUGUAUGACUAAUUAAGGAACAGGCCACACUCCUCUCUGUUUAAAUCUAACCUGAGGAUAUGCCGUUCUCUGGAGACUAGCCUGACACCUUCUAUCUUUUUCUUUUUUUAAAAAAUGGGAACCUUUUCUUUUAUAAAUUUAUAAAAGAGAGUUUCAAAGCCAGUGCUGCCCCUAAAAAUAUGUAUUUUGCCUUUGACAUUGAGUAACAAACAAGGAAACUAAUCAAAUUUGUACUCAUGAAAACCACCAACUUGAUUGUAAGCAUCUCCAGACAAACGUAAUCUUUUGUUUGCACAGUGUUUGCCUCUGUAGCCUGAAUAGGCCCCAGCCCACGGCAGAUUCUCAAUAAAUGCUUAUUGACAGCCUGGUCUAGUAACCAUGGGGGGCUAUCAAAGGCAAAGACCAACUUGGGAGGAAACGUGAUUAUUCUUGGCCCUGAGAGGCUUAUACUUACACAGAAGAUUUGGAAAUCAAUAACUGAAAACUUUAAGCAGUACUUGAGUCUACAAAAUGUUUAAAGAAGUUACCUAAAUAAGAUUUUUUAAUGUAAUACAGAUUAUAUACUUAGAGUGAUCUGAGUGAUCAUUAAUAACAUAUGGCUUGAAUUGGCUGCUGGCUAAAAAACAUAUCAGCUGCAUUAGAAGAAAACAUACAUUGCGAUUAAAUGGAAUACAUUCUCUUCUUGAUAGAUAAACUUUAAUUGUCUUCCUUACUAAAUAUUUUGAGAUUUCCAUCAUAGUACUAACUUUACAUAUCUUCCCUAAUUGAGUGUUUAGCAUAAUUGAAAUCUUUAUAGACAUCUAAUUGAAAUUCAAGUACCACAAAUGUUUGAAUGAUUAUAAAGAAAUAUAUCCUGAACCAUACACUUAGUUACUUUAGAGCAUGAUUAUAUGAGUCUAAAAGAAUAAAAAUGAAAAACUUGUAGAAAUUGGAAUACACAGGUAUUGAUUUUUCUUGUUUUUGUUAGUAUACUUAAAAUAUUUAAUCACAUUGAGAAAGCACCAAAAAUCAUUUUGAUGAGUGGCUUGAUUUUUUUUUUUUCCUGAUACAUUUUGACUGAUUAUUAUAACUGAUGAAGAAUAUGGAAAAAAAUGAACCUGAAAUAAAAGCAUUCAAAUU